Messenger RNA from Cylindrotheca closterium, 3231 nucleotides. Lineage: Eukaryota; Bacillariophyta; Bacillariophyceae; Bacillariales; Bacillariaceae. The record is from the annotation of a GenBank genome assembly.
AUGAAGGGCAUUGAGGAAACACUUGCCAAACUGCUAGUAGUAGUAUUACUCUCAGUGUCGGUAGCUCCCGCUGCCGGCCGCCAUCAUCAUCGAGGUACCAAAAAGAGAAGGAUGCAAAAGAUGCUAAAAAUGAAAAAGGAUACAAGCGUCACUACUAGCCGAAAAGGUACAAAGCUAACUGCCAGUUCGGUCAAAGGUGCCAUGGGAGGCACAAUAGUCGUAGGUUCCAAGGGAGUUGGUGGCCAAGGAGGUUCCAAAGUAGGCUUUAACGCUCCCUUUCCAGCACCUGUAGUGCUAUUGCCAUUGAUACCGACGUUGGCUCCUUCGAUGGAGGAACCUAGCAGACAACCCGUUACCAGAAUUCCAACAAGGACUCCCCGAGCUGGUGGCGGUGGCGGCGGUGCUGUUGCUGCUCCAACCGUAUGCUUGUCAACCCCUUGCCAAACAACAGCGCCUCCAGCCGUGCCCUGCGGUGUCGGUGGAGUUGCUUUCUUUUCAUCCAUUGCCACAAGAACUCUUACUGCAGCAGGCCAGACAUUGUCUUUUGACUUUACCGGGCUCCCCGCUCCCAUCGCUGGAACCACUGUCUUUAUUACAGCGUCUUACACAGGCGAUAUCGUAAAUGCUAACCAGUGUAUGGAGAUACAAGGUGAAGACGGUCCUACAUCUUCUGGAUUUUGCAAGAUUACAUCUACCACAACAACAACUACUUCUAUUGGUUACACAACAGCCACCGCAGCCGAGUUCAACGCUUGGAACGCGGAUGGAACAGUGACGAUUCAACAGGAUGCAAGCAGUUUUGUAACUGCGGUCGGCACGGAUGUCGCAAGCGUCCAAAUGCAAUACUGUACCCUUCUAACUUGCGGCACUCCUGGUGUUGCAGCAAUCUGUCCAAAUCAACCAGCUACACCGGUGGACUGUACUGCCUUUCCUGGUACAGCUUCCGUGGCGACUACGGCCCAAACCACUAAAUUAACUUCUACUGGCCAGCCUCUCGCGCUAUCAUUUGCCGGUUUGGCCGACUCUUUGUCUCCUGUCAAUAUCCUUGCAUCAUUUGAUGGUGACAUUGAUAGUGGGGCAAGAAGGAAUGAAUGUAUGGAUAUUUUGAGUGAAGGUGGUGUCUUUUCUGGAUCUUGUUACUUUGACGACAGAACGUAUGGUGCCGGCGGCAUAGCUCAAGUUGUAACACAAGCAACAGCAGCAGAGUUCAACGCAUGGAAUGUGGAUGGAACUGUGACGCUUACUAUGGAUGCCGACAGUGAUGUCAACCGUGGUGGCGCUGGAGGCUCGGAAGAUGCAACAUUCCAAUUGCAAUAUUGUGCAGUACCACCAUGUGGCGUUGCUGGUGUCUCUAACACUUGUCCAAAUCAACCAGCGACUGUAGUGGACUGUGCUAGCUUUCCAGGCACAACUUCAGUGACGUCUCCAAUUCUCAGUACUACUUUGACUUCCACUGGCCAGGCACUCUCAUUUUCAUUCACUGGGCUUCCCAAUUCUGCAUCUCCCGUCAAUAUCAUUGCAUCCUUCGAUGGUGACACGGAUAAUGGUGCUGGUGUCAACGAAUGCGUGGAUAUCGUGGGUGAAGGCGGCGGUGUCUUUUCUGGAUCUUGUUACUUUGACGAUAACACGUCUGGUGCUGGCGGCGGCAUACCGCAAGUUGUAACACAAGCGACGGCAUCAGAGUUCAACUCUUGGAAUGUGGAUGGAACAGUGACGCUUACAUUGGAUGCAGAUAGUGGUGUUGUUCCCGGAGGUGCUGCUGGCUCAGACGAUGGAACCGUCCAAUUGCAAUAUUGCGCCUUACCACCAUGUCAAGUUACUGGUGUCCUAGCCAUUUGUCCAAAUCAGCCAGCGCCCCCAGUGGACUGUACUGCCUUUGUUGGUUCAGUUUCAGUGACUAGGAUUCAAAGCACUAUUUUGACUACCAGAGGGCAGGCUCUUUCGUUAUCAUUUGCUGGAUUGCCCGACUCUGUGUCUCCCGUCAAUGUCAUUGCAUCGUUUGAUGGUGACAUUGAUGGUGGGGCAAGAAUCGAUGAAUGUAUGGAUAUUGUUUCCGAAAGUGGAUUAUUCUCUGGAUCUUGUUACUUUGACGACAGAACGUAUGGUGCCGGUGGUAUAGCACAAGUGGUAACACAAGCAACAGCAGCAGAGUUCAAUGCAUGGAACGUGGAUGGAACUGUGACGAUCAUUAUGGAUGCCGACGAUAGAGUUGAUAGUGGUGGUGGCUCAGGCGAGGCAACUGUCGAAUUGCAAUAUUGCGCAAUACCACCCCCGCCAACAUGUGGCACUGAUUUCAUCAAUUCUGCUUGUCCAAAUCAGCCUGCGACUCCUGUGGACUGUACUGCCUUUCCUGGUACAAUUUCAACGACGUCUCCAAUUCUCACUACUACUUUGACUUCCACUGGCCAGGCACUCUCAUUUGCAUUUGCUGGAUUGCCCGACUCUCAGUCUCCUGUCAAUGUCAUUGCGUCCUUCGAUGGUGGCACGGAUCAGAAUGUUGGUUUCGAUGAAUGUAUUGACAUUGUGGGUGAAGAUGGCGUCUUCUUUUCUGGAUCUUGUUACUUUGACGACAACACAUCUGGUGCUGGCGGCGGCAUACCGCAAGUUGUGACACAAGCGACGGCAGCAGAGUUCAACUCUUGGAAUGCGGAUGGAAUUGUGACGCUUAUUUUGGAUGCCGAUAGUGGUGUUGUUCCUGGAGGUGCUGCUGGCUCAGACGAUGGAACCGUCCAAUUGCAAUAUUGUUUCACACCACCCCCAGGAACAUGUGGCACUAGUUUCAUCAACUCUGCUUGUCCAAAUCAACCAGCGACUUCAGUGGAUUGUACUGCCUUUGCUGGCACAACCUCGGUGACGUCUCCAAUCAUUACCACUACAUUGACUUCCACUGGGCAGCCACUCUCGUUUGCAUUUACGGGACUUGCCAACUCUGUGUCUCCCGUCAAUAUACUUGCAUCGUUUGAUGGUGACAUUGAUAGUGGUGCAAGAAUCGAUGAAUGCAUGGAUAUUAUUUCCGAAAGUGGAUUAUUCUCUGGAUCUUGUUACUUUGACGACAGAACGUAUGGUGCCGGUGGUAUAGCGCAAGUUGUCACACAAGCAACAGCAGCAGAGUUCAACGCCUGGAAUGUGGAUGGAACAGUGACGCUAACUUUGGAUGCCGACAUUGGUGUCAACCGUGGUGGCGCUGGAGGCUCGGAAGAUGCAACAAUCCAAUUGCAAUAUUGUGCCUAA